This is a messenger RNA of Drosophila mojavensis, 761 nucleotides long. RefSeq names its product protein FAM32A. Gene Ontology annotation, cellular component: nucleolus. NCBI's taxonomy places the organism in Eukaryota, Metazoa, Arthropoda, Insecta, Diptera, Drosophilidae. The coding region runs from base 71 to 445 and encodes 124 amino acids. The record is from RefSeq and is a predicted model, not a curated record. The transcript has a single exon.
UGGCUUGUCAGCCCUUAUAAUCAAAACAAAACAAAUCGUUUAACUGUUCAGAAAAUAAAUAAUAAAGAGAAUGUCUGAUGCUUAUGCAUACGCUGCCAAGGGCAAACUUAAACUCAAAUGCGAUUCGGAGCUGAAGAAAAAGAAGAAGAAGAAGCAUAAGAGCAAGGACAAGGAGAAAGAGGAAUUGCAACAAGCAUAUGUCGAGCAGCAAAUCAACGAAGCUGCUAAUGGAACUGUACAAGCCUCGACUUCCAAUUCAAGUGGAUACCAACGCAAGCUGACCAAAGCAGAACUGGCGACCAAAAAGCAACAAGAGAAGAUGCGAAACAAACGCAUAAUGGACAAGGCACAGACAACACACAAGCAGCGCGUAGAGAAAUUCAAUGAGCAUCUGGAUACCCUGACCGAGCAUUUCGAUAUCCCCAAGGUGUCGUGGACGAAAUAAGUAAAUGCACCUAUUUGCUUGCUGUGCUCUUCGAUAUGAGGAACUGGUAGAGUUCGUAUAUAAACCUAAGCAAAAUUAUAUUAAUUUCUUGAGAACUAUUCAGCAAGCCAUUAGAUCCGGUUAGCUAAAUAUCUUCAUGCUAAUUGAAAAGAAGAAAACAAUGCAUCGUUAGUUUAAACAUUUCCGAGUGUUAUAUAUAUAUAUAUAUAUUAAGCAUAAUUUUGACUAAAUAUUAUGUUUUGUUGAGAGGCCAAUAUAAAUGGCUGCAUAAAACUAAAUACAUUUACGGUAAUACAUAUACAAAAAACAACUUAAA